Messenger RNA from Paramuricea clavata, 3983 nucleotides. The record is from the annotation of a GenBank genome assembly. Lineage: Eukaryota; Metazoa; Cnidaria; Anthozoa; Malacalcyonacea; Plexauridae.
AUGAGUUCUUUGCCUAAGGCCAAGGAUGUGGUGAAAACAGAUUGGCAACAAUGUGUUAUCUGUCAGGAAAACACAGAAGAAGUACUGCAAUGUCCCGCAGAAUCAAAGCGGACAGAUGUUGGAGCUGGAUACAAAACUCUCGCAGACAACAUCGUUAGAUUUGGACAGCUAGGAUGUAUGCCAUUAUCACUUAAUAUAGAGAGGCUGGAUGAGGGGAGUGGAAUAGAACAAACAUUUAUAAGUGAAAAGGCCCGUUGGCACAAGAGCUGUAAUACCAAAUUUAACAUCACCAAGCUAAGAAGAGCCGAGAAAAGAUAUUCUACAGAGGAGCAGAGCUCAGGCAUUGGUAAGAAAUUUACGCGUUCCAACACCGGAAGUGAAGCACCACCGAACAUAAAUAGGUGUUUUAUCUGUGAUGAAUGCGAACGUUGGAACAAUCCUCUACACAAUGCGUCUACAUUUGGAUUAGAUGCUCGUGUUCGAAAAUACGCGGCUGUUUUAAAUGACCAGAAUCUUCUUGCUAAAUUGAGUACAGGUGAUCUUGUUGCAAUUGAAGCCAAAUACCACAAUGCAUGCUUAACAUCUCUUUCCAACAGAGCAAGGGCAGUGGACACCGAGGAUAAAGAUGACGACCAUACUCUGCAAUUAGAAGGUAUAGCAUUUGCUGAAUUAGUCAUUUUCAUAGAAGAUUCCCGGUCACAGGAAGAUGUAAUCCCAAUUCAUAAGCUUGUUGAUUUAUCCAGUAUGUACACCUCUCGACUUAAGCAACUUGGGGCAAAUAUAAUCGGUCGCACCCACACUUCCAGGUUGAAAGAUCGAAUAUUAGCUAUGAUUCCUGAUCUUGAAGAACACAAGCAAGGUCGUGACAUUUUACUUGCAUUUAAAGAAGAUGUUGCGAUGGCACUUCGAAGAGCGCGUGAAAAUUGUGACAACGAGGCAAUGCAUCUGGCACGGUCGGCAACUAUUGUAAGAAGAGAAAUGAUGAUGAUAGAAAACAGUUUCGAUGGAUUAUUUGAUAAAGAUUGCCAACACAACUCGGUACCAAAGUCACUUCUAUCGCUAAUUAACAUGAUUUUGUAUGGGCCAAACAUCAAAACACAAGCAAGCAACGCCAAUGCUACUCAAGCAGGACUUAGUAUCGCGCAGUUAUUACAGUACAAUAGCUAUUUGCGUCGACGCAAGGGACCGCAUCAACACGAACGUCACAGCCGGAAACGCGAGACGCCACUUCCAAUCUAUUUGGGUCUCUCAGUUCACGCAAAAACUCGGAGUCGUGAACUUGUGGACAAUCUUUACAAUCUUGGUCUUUCGGUAUCCUACGACAGAGUGAUGAGCAUAUCCACCGACCUUGGAAAUGGUGUUUGCCGCCGAUUUGAAGAAGAGAAAGUUGUUUGCCCAACUAAUCUUCGCAAAAGGCUGUUCACAACCGCUGCGAUUGACAAUAUCGACCACAAUCCAAGCUCUACCACCGCCAGUGAUUCAUUUCAUGGUACUGGUAUAUCACUUUUCCAGCACGUCUCCACCGACUGUCCUGGGAUUGAUCGCGAAAUAGUUGUACUUGAGCAGUCUUCAUCAACCAUCACCACCAAGACAGUUUCACAGUUACCAGAUUCCUACGCAAAUGUACCUCCUGCUUCUCUUCGUCAAAAAGACCCUCCUGUUCCAGAAAUGCAAUGCGAAAUGAAAGGAGAUGGUUCAAUUUAUAUGUGCGCUGUUAAAGAAGAAUUCUUGUGGUUGGAGAAUGUUAGAGCCACUAUCGACACCCAGCAGAAUUUAGAAGAGGGAGAAUGUAUUUCAUGGGCAGGAUACCAUUCUAAUCUAGAGGAAGAAAAAGAGUACACAGAGCAUGCCAUUUCUUCGUUAUUACCUCUCUUCCCUGAUGAAUCGAAAUCUGUUGCUAUGAUCCGCCAUGCAGUUGAUAUGAUAAGGCGAGCUGUUACACAUCUUAAUCCAGGUCAAGUCCCCGUCAUCGCACUCGAUCAACCAUUAUAUGCCGUUGCCAAGCAAAUUCAAUGGAAUUGGCCUGAAAGCUAUGGUGAGCACCACGUUGUUAUGAUGUUUGGAGGGCUGCACAUCGAGAUGGCAUUCUUACGACUACUUGGCCACUGGCUUGAAGACAGCGGUUGGACAUCAGCCCUCAUCCAGUCUAAAGUAGCUUCACCAGGAACAGCCGAUUCUUUCAUAAAAGCUGCGAGUGUAACUCGUUCUCGACACGCACAUCAGUUGACUGCCAGCAGUUUGUAUAUCCUGCUUUGUCACGCAUAUACGCAGUACAGUGGAUUGGCAGAAGACGCAUCACUACCAUUCGAUGAUUGGUGUUUGGAGAAAAUGGCUUCCACACCCCAGUUCCAGUUCUGGUACAUUACCUUACAACUAGAACUGAUGUUGCUACUCUUCAUUAGAUCUCUCAGAGAAGCUAAUUUCCAAUUAUAUGUCGACACAUUGAGUAAGAUGAUCCCAUGGUUCUUCGCCCUUGAUCACGUAAAUUAUUCAAGAUGGCUACCCAUCCACCUUCGCGAUAUGAUUUCGUUGAAUACAAUGCACCCAGAGGUUGCCUCAGAGUUCAUCAGUGCAGGCAGCUUUACAGUUCGGAAAACUGGGAGAAAGUUUUCUGCGAUGGCUAUUGAUCAGGCUCAUGAACAGAACAACGCGAUGGUGAAGGGUGAAGGUGGUGCAGUAGGAUUAACCGAGAAUCCAAGUGCGCUUCGUCGUUGGAUGAUAUCUGGACCAGAGAUAGCAAGAAUUGUGAACGAAUUUGAAGUUAGUAUGGGGGUUGGAGGGAACGACAAGCAAUCCAACGGAAAACACCACGAAGAGGCAAGAAGUGCCCAAGUAGCGUUUUUCAAAGACACUAAAUCGUUAGUGACGGCGGUAGAGGAAAUGAGUAACCCUUUCUUGGAAGAAAGUGAAGAAUUAUAUAAACUUGACAACAAAGUUGUUGCUGCACCAUCAGUGGUUUCUACAGUACGGAAGAUAGAAGAAUUGGGCAAAAGUCAGUUCGACACAUACAUCACCGAACGUCUAGUUAAUCACACUUUUCCUUUGUCGGAGCCUAUCAAGAAAAACAAACUACCCUUGUUUAGUUCUCCACCGCCGAAAACACUUUCGAAGACUAAGCAACAACUGUCAUCUGUAAAGAGUGACUGUGCGCUUUUUUCAAGGCUGUAUAUUUCAUGUCAAACCCGAGAAGGCAAUUUGGAAGAUUUCUUCAGGCACGAGAAUCAGGCAUGCCCACCAUCACUAUCCAACUGUGGAAACCUCCGUCUUCCAGGAAGCAAGUCGGACGUUGUGGAUUGUCUAGCAGCUCAUUCCCAGCCACGUGAUCACGCACCAGAGCAUAUUGAUGUAAUCAUCAUUGAUGGUCCUGCUGCUGUUAAUAUGGUUAAACCAAGCAACUCCGCGACCACAUUUUCCGAGUACGCAUCCUGUGUUUCAUUCCGUACAUAGAGGCACAGUUACAGCGAGCAAGAAGAGUAGAUAUCGUGUGGGACGAGUACAUUCCCAAUAGUCUUAAAUCAGCAACACGAAAGAAGAGGGGCAGCGGAAUCCGACGCCGAGUUCAGAGCGAUAAUGAGCUACCAAGAGACUGGCAAGGGUUUCUUCGCUUAGAUGAGAACAAAUCCGAACUGUUCAAGUACUUGGCGGAGCAUGCUAGCCGUAUUGUCAGUGGAGAAAAAGAAGUCAUAUCAACCUAUGGCCAGGAAGUCCUUUGUAACCAACCCCGUAGUGAUGUAUCCCGUUUAGCUCCAUGUACUCACGAAGAAGCCGACACAAGAAUGUUUUUACACGCUGCCGACGCACUCAACCAAGGGCAUCGAAGCAUCAUGCUUCGAACAGUAGACAGUGACGUGCUUGUUCUGGCGACGGCUGUGGUCCACCAACUUCAACAACAUGAUCCAGCAAUCGAAUUGUGGGUGGCAUUCGGCACUGGAAAAACUUGCGAUAUUUUGAAGCACAUAAAAUUUCGGCCAGCUUGGGAGUAG